UGUGUACUAGCCGUUAUACCACUUUCUCCAGCUCAACAGCUUCAUCUCUUUCUAAACCUUGAUUCACUCUGAUAUCGGAGUCAUUACCGUAAACCAACCUCUUUCCCCCUUCCACACCCAGCACAUCCAACCAUGACAGCAGACGACUCCAAUGCGGCGACCGCAAAGUAUGGAGGCGAAGGCGAAAGCUCGCCUCCGGUCGUACGCAUGAUGGUCCUCGAGACGGAUGAGCCGCAUCCCAAAUCACAAGAGAGGAAGGGGACGUACGGAGAGAACCUCCACCGCCACUUCAAGGCCGCUGGCGACGAGCACAAGCCGCGCCUUGGCAUCGAGACCGACAUUCGGUUCGUCGUGGCCGACAAGGGAGGCGAGGUACCCAAGGCGUCCGAGUUUGAAGGGUUCCAUGCCGUGCUGCUGACGGGCAGCAUGUACGACGCGCAUGGCGACAACGACUGGAUCAAGGACCUGAUGACUUUGCUGAAGGAGCUCUGGGAGACCAGGCCCGACAUGCGCUUUUCGGGCAUCUGCUUUGGCCACCAGCUACUGUGCCGCCUGCUCGGGUCCGAGGUCAGGCCGUCCCCGUCCCAGGACUGGGAGCUCGGCCACUCGCAGAUCAACCUGACUGCCGUGGGGCAGCGUCUCUUCCAGACCGAAGACCAGGCUGUGUAUCUGCACCAGAUGCACCAGGACCACGUGGUGGCGCCGCCGUCGCACUCGAGCGCCAACGGCCUGUUGGCCGAGAAUGUCAAAGUCGCCGUCUGGGGCAGCAGCCCCCACACCGAGGUCCAGGGCGUCUACAUCCCGCGCCGCAUGUUCACCGUGCAGGCGCACCUCGCCUUUGAUGAGCAUAUGGUGAAGCGUGAGAUGGAGAUGCGGAUUGAGCAGGGCGCCAUAGAGGGCAAAGACCGGGAGACGGCCGAGCGGGCGGCCGAGACGGCCCACCUGGACCACGAUGGCGAUGUUGUUGCCGCCGCCAUCCUAAGGUUUUUCCAUGGUGAUGAUGACGACGAUUAUGACAACAAAUAAGAUGUCAAUCUCCAUGUGAAGGUGGUUCAAGUUGAAUGAGUCGUCAACAUAAUUAGGUAGGCACACUUUUUGGAAGAAGUAGCGGCACCUAUGUAGAAAUAGGGUGUAUAGUGUGUGUUGUCUUGAAAGUCAUCUCAUCAUCAACACAUGGGUAUAAACUUAAUAUAAAAAUUGCCCCAAACCCCGGUGCUCAGCCUCAGGUACACUUCCAGAAUAAGAGACAGCUGGAUAAUAUCAGCUUAUAUGGCGGAAAUGAACACAAAGUAACGCCAUCUUUGAAGCAACAUAGAUAAAUAAAUCAACAUGGCAUGCUUCACCCCGGAGGAACCCACCCAAUCUUCUUGAUGGGCCAGGACAAAUGAACACGGUACUGUGGCUCCAGAUGUCGAUAAAUACCAGACAUUGUGUGAUGAGGCCAACCCUCAGUCAUCCAGCCAAAGUCCACAUCCUUGACGAUGACGACUGAGUACGCGUAUAUGAUGAGAGCAUUCGGCGUAAAGUUCUUUAGCAGCUCCAGAAACUUGGUAUCAUCGGCAACCGCAACAAACGAGUACCAGCCCAUGUCCCGCGCAUGCUUCUCCGGAAAGCCCUUGUCAUCGUAAGUUACCGAAUAGCACUGGGAUACGCCGUUGAUUAUUCUGAUGUACCGGUCGCGCAGCUCGCGGUUGCGGUACUCGCUGUCCAUGAUGUACUCGCGCAGCCGGCGAAAAGGCUCCGCCUCUGGCUUCCCCGAGGAGGUUGCGAGCAUGUUCAUGCACUUGACUGUCAGGGAGGCCAGGGCUCCAACGGGCCCGCGCUCCAGUCGCGCCCACUGCUCCUUGUCGUCGGGAAUGAUGGCGCGGGUGAGGACGGACCACUCAAGAAUAUGCUCGUUCUUCAUCUCGUGCGGCCCACCGCCCAUGGGUAACCAACUUUCGGGG
Molecule: messenger RNA, 1946 nt
Organism: Pyricularia grisea
Lineage: Eukaryota; Fungi; Ascomycota; Sordariomycetes; Magnaporthales; Pyriculariaceae
Exons: 2
Coding region: 133-1026 (297 amino acids)
Cellular component (GO): cytosol; nucleus
Source: RefSeq, a predicted model, not a curated record